AGUCCUCUCGGGCCUCCCCUGUUCGCCGCCACCGCCGUCACCGGCACCCCGAGCCCUAGCUCACCUCUCCUCGCCGCAAUCCGCCGCCUCAUGGACCGACAACAAGCCCAGGACUACGCGGCGGCCGCGGCCAUGGCGUACGCGCAGGCUCAGCAGCAACCGCCGCCGCCGCAAUACGGCGGGUACCACCCGCAAGCGCAGUACCCGGCGCCCCCCCACCCUUACGCCGCACCGCUCCCGCAGUACGCGCCCGCGCCUUCUCCCUACGCGCGAGCCAUGCCGCCCGCCUACCCGCACCUCCCGCAGCACCAGCAGCCGCCUCCCCACUUCACGGCGCACCCGCCGCCGCACGUCAUGUCGACGCCGCCGCACCACGCCUACGUGCACCCGCCGCCGCCCUUCGACUCCGCGCCUCCCCCGCCCGCUGCGCCGCCGGCGGACCCGGAGCUCCAGAAGCGCAUCGACAAGCUCGUGGAGUACAUCGGCAAGAACGGACCGGAUUUCGAGGCCAUGAUCCGGGACAAGCAACACGACAACCCGGACUACGCCUUCGUCUUCGGCGGGGAAGGCCACGCCUACUACAGGUACAUGCUCUGGCUCUCGCCGCGCCCCCCGGUGGCGGCGGCGCCGUACCCGCAUAUGAUGCCACCGAUGGGGCCAAUGAUGCGGGGGCCGCCGCCGAUGCACCAGCCAGGGUACCCGCCGUUCUACGACGCGCACCAGCAGUUUGCUGCUGCUCACGGCCAUGGCGAGUAUGAAGCUGCGGCGCAACCCUUCAAGGGACUUUCCGGGCCGCUUCCCACGGAUGUCGCUACUGAGCUGCACGACGUGCUUAGCAAUCUUAAUGGCACCAAGGAAUCGAUAAAGGGAGCCAAGACGUGGUUUAUGCAACGGUUGCCAUUUGCGCAUGCUCUGGCUGAAGCUCUUAGGGAGAGAGUGUUUGCUUUGGAGGACUCGGAGAGGCAGCUGCACAUUAUUUUUCUGGUGAACGAUAUUCUGUUUGAAAGCUUACAAAGAAGAACUAAUAUUCGGGACCUAGACAAUGAGGCUCUUGCUUUCAAAUCUGUCCUGGGCUCCAUGCUUGCUAGGAUUUACAGUAAUCCUCAGGGCAAAGAUGACAACCAGACUCGUGUUGAGAAAAUCCUGCAGUUUUGGGGUUCAAAGGAAGUUUAUGACCAGGAAACUAUCGCUAAUCUUGAAAGGGAGAUGAAAGGUGGGUUGUCAUAUCCUUUGGCACCACGACAUGUUUCACCAGAUCUGUCGACCUUUUCAGGAUCAGCGCAGGUGCACUCAAAAUGGUCCUCGGAACCUCCAGAGAAGGAUAAGACUAUCCAUCCUGUUUCUGCUCCACCCCAAUCUGUGCCACUUGCACAAUUUCCAGCAAACCAUCUUCCAGCUGGUGUUUACCCUCCUGUAGGUCAAACUACUUUUCCGGGAUCUUUGUCAGUGCAACCAUCUUUACCUAUCUCUGUGCUUCCUCAAAGUGCUGCUCCAGCUACUACAAAUGAUUCAAAUCCACCUCCUUAUCCACUCUUCCCCCCUGGCCUCAUUCCCGGAAUGGUUCGAAAGAUGCAAAUCGGGAGUGGUGUGCCAUACUCUCCCUUGAGCCCACUUGACAUCCCCACGGUCAUCCCUCCAUCGACUGCUCCAGAGUCCGAGAUCCUUGAGCGUGUAUCGAAGUUCUUCAGGGAGAUUGGGGAGGUAAACCCAUCAGAAGGUCCAAUGAAGCAAAGUAGUGAGGCUGAUGAUUAUGAUGACUACGAGAGGGAACUUCCUGCUAGAAAGGGAGGCGCGUGCAUUCCUCCCCCGCCUAACCUGCUUGUAAACCCUGAGACAGGGAUGCGUGCUGAUGGCUCAGUUGAUAGCAAACCAGGGUCCAGCCAGCGAUUGGGUCUUGGAGCUUCUGCCGAUCCAAAUGAGGUGAGCCAGUAUGAUGAUGUCUAUUCUUCUUACCGUAAGCAGAGGAGCACUACAUACCAUUCCUCUAUCACUGCUCGCUCAACAUCUAGGUGAAAUUGGCUGGUAUAUUGGGAGCACCCCUUCUCAUCUUCUUUUCUGUUGGUGCGCGAUGAAAGUAGAUUACAUGCGUGGAUAGAAUUGUCAUGUCAAAUUGUUGUACAAUGCUACUUUGUAUUAUUGCAAGAAAAUGUGAACUACGGCUACUUAAAUUUGGGCGUAGUUUGCCAGUCCCAAAUUAUGUCCGUUCCGGACAUGUUGUAUGUCUGUUUUUCCUGGAUUUGGUUUUCAAUGUCUGAAGUCGUGUGUGGGGUUAAUAUCUGAAGCAUUUGAGGA
Messenger RNA from Phragmites australis (common reed), 2292 nucleotides. RefSeq lists its product as uncharacterized. The record is from RefSeq and is a predicted model, not a curated record. Gene Ontology annotation, molecular function: RNA binding. Bases 91 to 2013 code for a protein of 640 amino acids. NCBI's taxonomy places the organism in Eukaryota, Viridiplantae, Streptophyta, Magnoliopsida, Poales, Poaceae. The transcript is spliced from 3 exons. Gene Ontology annotation, cellular component: perinuclear region of cytoplasm. Gene Ontology annotation, biological process: intracellular calcium ion homeostasis; RNA processing.